AUGGGAGAAGAGCUCAAAUUCUCAGAUCAUAAAGCUAAAAACUAUUUCAUCAAUAUAAUAUGGGCCAAUUACAUCCAGCCCAACAAAAAACUCAAUCACAUUCCAGGUACUGGAGAUGCUCUAUGGUGUUGCAACGGUACAGUGCUGAUAGCAGCAAUUGGUAAAAGAUCGGACGCUCGUGCCCUGUCGGAUAUCCAACAAAAACUGCAAACUAACGGAGAUACUUUCAAAAUUGUAGCCGUACGACUUGUUGAUGACAGGCAAGAUCGUUCAACGAAAUCUGAUUAG
This is a messenger RNA of Haemonchus placei, 288 nucleotides long. Lineage: Eukaryota; Metazoa; Nematoda; Chromadorea; Rhabditida; Trichostrongylidae. The record is from the annotation of a GenBank genome assembly.